Messenger RNA from Lodderomyces jiufengensis, 753 nucleotides. RefSeq names its product pheromone-regulated protein. Lineage: Eukaryota; Fungi; Ascomycota; Pichiomycetes; Serinales; Debaryomycetaceae. The transcript has a single exon. The record is from RefSeq and is a predicted model, not a curated record. Bases 1 to 753 code for a protein of 250 amino acids. Gene Ontology annotation, cellular component: fungal-type vacuole; cellular bud neck.
AUGUCCACCAUACUAUCUUCAUAUAUUAAAAGAGAUGAUUCACCCACAACUACAACUUCAAUGCCUUCAUUACCUAGAUUAUCAUCAGAGCCAAGUUUAUCAAUAACAUCUAUACCGAAGAAUCAAAUAAAUCCUUAUAUAAAUGUAUCUAACUUGCCACUGAAUUUAGUAUUUAUAAUAGUAGGGUCAAUAUUAGGAGCAAUAUCAUUAGGAAUAAUACUAUAUCGAAUAAUAACUCAUUAUAUCUAUUCAUCGAAAGCACAAUUGGAAAAAGAGAUUUAUUAUUCAACAAAUACAUUUAAUAAUUUUAAUGAAUUAUCAUCAAAUUAUUCAUUUCCUAUAAGAUCAAGAACUACAUCAUUUAUAGAUUCUUCAUCAACAAGUUCACAACAAGGUAAAUCAUUACAAUCUCAUUUAUUAAGUGAUAAACAACAAUUUAGAAAAUCAAUGUUUUUAAAUCCAAGUUUAGAAUAUAAAUCAUUACAAUUAAACAAUAAUACGUCAUCAAUAUAUUUACAAAAUAAUAAUUCAUCAGUUGGACUGUUGUUCAAACCAUUAGGUCCAUUAGGUCCAUAUUUAGAUUCAAAUACAAUAACAUCAGUUGGAGAAAGUGAUUUAAAUCAAUCCAGUAUUGGUAAUGGAAAUUCAAGUGUUCAGACUACAUUAAGACCUCCCUCUUUAUACCUUGAAGAUUUAUUAAGUAGAUCUGGUUCAUUUAAUCUUCAUAAUGAUAAUCCCAAUGCAAAGAUGUGA